AUGAAGUCUGUCUUCGGAUUGACGGCCGUUUGUGCCGUGGCCAACAUGGGCUCGGUUCUCGCUGCCCCAGGCGGCAGUCCUUCCAGCGAUGUGUGGGAGAAACUGAGGGGCAAUGUCAAGCAUGUUAUCUACCUCAUGAUGGAGAACCACUCCUUCGACAACAUUGCUGGAUACUGGGAUUUCCAUCCUGAUAUCGACAACCUGGUCCAUCUCAAGGAGCCCUUCUGCAACCCAUACAGUAACCCUAACUGGACUGUCUAUGGCGAACCUUACUCAAUCUGUGCUGCACCUAACGAGGGUUUGGUACCCUACGACGACCCUGACCACGACUUUGCCGGUACCAACUAUGAGAUUUUCCAGACCUACUACCCUACCAAGGACUCUGUUCCUACCAUGCAGGGUUUCGUUGACCGAGAGUCUGCCAGAUACGGCCUCACUCCCGGUCAGUCUGCUUUCGUCAUCAAAGCCUUCGACGAGAAGAGGACCUCCACUCUGGCUGAGAUCGCCGAGAACUUUGUUUUCUUUGAUCGCUACUUCGCUGAGCACCCUGGCCCAACCAAUCCUAACCGCCAGUUUGCUACCUCGGGUUCCAGCUGUGGUUUUGUCGAUGACACCACUCAGGCUGCUGGUUUCUUCAACAAUGUGACUGGAACUACCUGUGCCAUGUCUAUCUUCGAAUCCCUCUCGAAGGCCGGAAUCUCCUGGAAGAACUACUAUGAGUCUGACAUCGUUGACGCCUGGAACUACGAGUGGGUUCAGAAGAAUGCCAUGGACAAACUCACGCCCGCCGACAACUUCUACAAGGAUCUCCAGGAGGGGACCUUGCCACAAUUCUCGUACAUCAACCCUGAAUGCUGCACCGUCGAUUCUAUGCACCCGACUUCCAACAUUGCUGCUGGCUCUGCCAUGAUCAAGCAUUUGUACGACGCUGUCCGUAACUCCCAGUACUGGGACAACGUCUUGAUCAUCCUGAACUUUGAUGAGCACGGCGGUUUCGCGGACCACGUCGCCCCUCCCAUGAAUAUCCCUAUUCCUGAAGACAAAAUCGCCUUCGACGGUGACUCAGAGGGAUUCAACCUUACCUACAACUUUGACCGCCUCGGUAUCCGCGUUCCUGCUUUCUUGAUCUCUCCUUGGGUCCCCGCCAACAUGUUGAUACACGAAGAGGGUACCAUGUAUGACAGCAAUUCUGAGUACACCCACACCUCUUUCCUUCAUUUCCUCCAGAACCUCUGGGGACUUGAGGGUCUGAACAACCGCGUCCAGUGGGCCAAGACUUUUGAACAGGUCUUCACAGAGAAGCCCCGUACGGACGCGCCCAAGAACCUCACCCGUCCUGUCUGGUACGGUGGUAGUACUGGUCCGCAGCCCGAUGAGUUCUACCUACUGAACCAGCCGUACUCCUACUACGCCGACCUCCCUUAG
This is a messenger RNA of Penicillium lagena, 1425 nucleotides long. RefSeq lists its product as uncharacterized. Gene Ontology annotation, molecular function: hydrolase activity, acting on ester bonds. The record is from RefSeq and is a predicted model, not a curated record. The transcript is spliced from 7 exons. NCBI's taxonomy places the organism in Eukaryota, Fungi, Ascomycota, Eurotiomycetes, Eurotiales, Aspergillaceae. Gene Ontology annotation, biological process: phospholipid catabolic process. Bases 1 to 1425 code for a protein of 474 amino acids.